AUGCGACUCCUAGGCCUGUCGACUGUUCUCUCUCUCGCGUUGGCGACUUUGGCUGCCAACCACAACGCCCGUUUGAACCGCGUCAACCACGGCGAAAUUGCAAAGAGGGCUGCGGUGGACAACACCCACAACGAGACCACCAACGGAACUGCUUUGCAGAAGCGGUUCGAGGGCUCCAAGUGGACCUGGUACGACGCGCAAACUGGUAACGCUGGUGCUUGCGGUCAAUACAUCCAGAACUCGGACUGGGCUGUCGCUUUGAAUACCCCUCAAUACGGCGGCGGCUACCCUGGCCCCAACUGCUUCAGAUAUGUUACCUUGCGCUACAACGGCAGGACCGCUCGGGCCCAGAUCCUUGACCAGUGCCCUGGCUGCCCUUGGGGUGGACUCGACUUGACCCCUGAUCUGUUCGCCUACUUCGCCCCCCACGGCGCAGGUAUCAUAUACGGCUCUUGGGACUUCGACGACGGCCAACCUGCCCCGCCCCCGGAACCCACUACCACUUGGCAACCUCCCCCCGAGCCUACCACCACUUGGCAGCCUCCUCCUCCUCCUCCUACUACCACCUGGCAGCCUCCCCCCGAGCCCACUACGACCUGGCAAGCUCCUACCCCCACCACGACCUGGCAACCCCCUCCCAGCAGCUCCAGCGUUCCCAGCAGCAGCAGCGCUCCCUCCUCGAGCAGUGCAGCUUCCUCCUCGGCCUUCCGUAGCGCCAGCGCGAGCGCAUCCGCCAGCGGCUCUGGAGCCGCACGGCCCUCUGGAAGUGCUGCCACCGGUUCGCUCGUUGGCGGAGGCAGUGGAAGGCAAAGUGGUGUCCUUGCUGACAUCUCCGAGGUCUUUGUUGCCUUUGGCAACCUCGCUGUCGAUGGAGCAGCCAUCCGCAACUAA
Coprinopsis cinerea okayama7#130 is the source of this 891-nucleotide messenger RNA. RefSeq lists its product as hypothetical. The record is from RefSeq and is a predicted model, not a curated record. The transcript has 5 exons. NCBI's taxonomy places the organism in Eukaryota, Fungi, Basidiomycota, Agaricomycetes, Agaricales, Psathyrellaceae. The coding region runs from base 1 to 891 and encodes 296 amino acids.